CUUGUUCGUGCUUACAGCCUCUUUUCCUCGGCCUCCUCUCGCCGCCGUCUCGUGCCCCGCUCGUUCCUUCUCAUUUUCUCUGCUAGACAUUCUGUACUCUCUGUGCGUUUCCUCUGACUUGACAAUAUACUUAGUUGAAGAAACGAUCUCUGUAUCACUGCUGGAAGAAAAAUUUGACGAUAGAGAAGUAGGGUUUUAGGUUUGGAUUGCGGGGUACUGCCAUGGGAGGAGGAAGAAAGAACUUGCUGCGGGCAAAACAGGAACUGGACGUGGCCCUUCAAGACGGCCAAAGUAUCACGAAGGUCGUCUCUCUUCGUGGUUCUAAUCUCAUUGAGGUAAUGGAUGCACGCGGUGAGAAAUUACUAGCUCUUUUUCCAGCUAAAUUCCAGAAGAGCAUGUGGAUAAAACGAGGCAAUUAUGUUGUCGUUGAUGAAAGUGGAAAGGAAAAAGCUCUUGAAUCGGGUAGCAAAGUUGCAUGUAUUGUUACCCAAGUUCUAUACCAUGAACAAGUUCGGGCCCUUCAGAAGUCUCCACAAUGGCCUGCGAUUUUUAAAUCCGGGGCUACAGAUGAUUCAAAUGAAAAUUUGCAUGGAAACACCUCCCAACCAGAGAUUGAGAGGGACUCUAGUGAUGAUGAUGAUGGACUACCCCCAUUAGAAGCCAAUACAAACAGGUUGAGACCUUUCGAGUUGCAAAUGGAGGAUGAUUCUGAGUCCGAUUCUGAUACAGAUGAUUGAAUCAU
Molecule: messenger RNA, 742 nt
Organism: Neltuma alba
Lineage: Eukaryota; Viridiplantae; Streptophyta; Magnoliopsida; Fabales; Fabaceae
Product: probable RNA-binding protein EIF1AD
Exons: 4
Coding region: 222-737 (171 amino acids)
Biological process (GO): translational initiation
Cellular component (GO): nucleus
Molecular function (GO): RNA binding; translation initiation factor activity
Source: RefSeq, a predicted model, not a curated record